Messenger RNA from Acanthaster planci (crown-of-thorns starfish), 3066 nucleotides. Its product is annotated as kinase suppressor of Ras 2-like. Gene Ontology annotation, biological process: protein phosphorylation. NCBI's taxonomy places the organism in Eukaryota, Metazoa, Echinodermata, Asteroidea, Valvatida, Acanthasteridae. Gene Ontology annotation, molecular function: protein serine/threonine kinase activity; ATP binding. The record is from RefSeq and is a predicted model, not a curated record.
UCUGUAACUUCCUGCAUGGUGGCCUGCUCUGUACUGAUAAGGGAUGGGCUCCCAGACCUGUGCUGUUGUAGCCAUGUUGGCAGGGAUGUUCAUGGCAAGUUAGCCCAGCUCUUUGGUCGGCAGUUAGCAAUCAAACAGCGAGUCAAGAACAACGGCUAUCCUCUUGAUAACGAACUCAACCAGUACCCCAACCUGCGACAAUUGCUGCAUGUCGUAGACAUCCAAGGAAAUGCACGAGAGAGAAUGCUGGACAAGUUGCAGGACUUGUCGCUCCUGUUGGAAAUGACGGAGUACGACAUCAGGUCUCAGGCCAUUCACUGCGAAUGUGAAGAGAAGACGGUGAAGAGGCUACUGGUUGCCUGCAAAAACAUGAAGAGAGCAUAUCGAGCUCAGCUGGAUGGAGUCAGUAGUAACAUGAAGGACGUCUCAGACAAGGAGCCCACUGACACCAGUUCCUGCACCUCCAACAGCCCCGAGAGCACCAGCCCCAAACAGAAGCGUACCUCCACCUCCUCCAUGGGCUCGGCCUCCUCGGAGCCACCCGGCGUCCACCUGGUGCCCCGUACCCCACCCCCUUGCCUGAUCGAGCCCCACAGUCGCAACCAGUACACGGUCACCCCGCCCCCUACCCCCAAACAGUGGGUCAAGAACAAGACCGCCAAAGGCACGCCACCGCCCAACAAGAAGAUGAUCACCGUCAACCUGCCGGUGCCUGAGCCCCAGUUGAAGCGCAGCAAGUCCACCGAGGCGUCGCUGCCCCACCGGAUCGACAUUGAGGGUGGAGGCUCGUUAUCAAGGAUGCGAGGCAGUAAGAUCCCGCCUGUCCUCAAGAAGCAAUCCUCGGGUGGGAGCUGCGAGGCUAACCUGAACUACUCCCGUCGCUUCUCUGAAGACACCAUGGAUGGCCGAAACAUGUCACCCCAGAAGGGCAUGUUCAACUCCACCUCUACAUUUGAAACGGGCAAAGCCAAGUCACCUCCUGUUGGAUUAUUUCAAAAAGGGAGAACACCGUACAAUGGAGCCAUCUCGCUAAGCAAAUCCGAAUCUUGUCUUAGAACAGACACACUGGCUGUUCCCCCUCGUUCUCCCAGAGCCCCCCGGAGCAACAUGGUACAUUCCAUCAAGCACAGAUUUAGAAGAAAGAAGUUCUUUCCUCGAUUGACAUGUGACUACUGCCACAAAAUCAUGCUUCACGGUUACAAAUGCAAAGAUUGCAAAUAUGUUUGUCACAACAAGUGCCAGCCGUUGGCAGAGAAGGUUCGCUCCUGCGGUCUGCCGCGGGGUUAUGAGCAGGUCUUCAAAGACUCCUACGAGUACGAGAAGUUCGAGAACAGAUACGGAAAAGGUGGGGUGCCAUCGCCACUUGUAAUAAGAAGAGCAGCCCACUCGGAGGCCAGCCUACCUCAGCCUGGCCAAGACCAUCGUUACCCACUGCAGGUGCCGGCUUUCUCCCACGGCGAGUCCAGCUCCAACCCGUCCUCCACCAACUCCUCCACCUCCUCCAGCCCAGUUCCCUUCACCGCCUCCUCUUCCAGUACAACUCCGCCCACUCCAGCUCACCCCUCACCGCACGUUGACCACAACAAACCACAGUUUCAGUUUCCAGAUGUUGCGCCAAAUGGCCUCCUGAACCCUAACUUUGACUCAUACCGGGAUGCCUUCCAUGCCUCAAUCAACAGUGAUAAAACAAUUACCCUAGAUUCGCACAACUCAAACGACUCUCAUGAUCCAUUCACGGAUUCAGAGAGGACUUUGCCAGAAAAGGUAGAAUGCAUCGAUGAUGUGGAUAUGGCGGACCAAGUGUUGCACAGGAAGAACAGCCAUAAAUCCAAUGUGUUAUCGGAGUGGGACAUUCCCCCGGACCAACUUGAAAUCACCGAAUUAAUUGGAACGGGGAGAUUCGGACCAGUCUACAAGGGCAGAUGGCACGGCGAUGUCGCUGUCAAGAUGCUAGAUAUUGACAUGAGUGACGAGGAACAACUGCAGGCUUUCAAAACAGAGGUCUCCCAGUUUAAGAAGACGAGGCAUGACUACGUUGUUCUGUUCAUGGGCACCUACCUGAAGCCACCCCAGCUAGCCAUUGUAACAAGUCUGUGCAGGGGGAUGACACUGUACACAAGACUACACCAGAGGGGGGAUCGGUUUGGAAUGAACAAGGUCAUCGUCUUGGCGACGCAGAUUGCACAGGGCAUGGGUUAUCUACAUGCCAAGGGCAUCAUUCACAAGGAUCUCAAAUCUAAGAACAUCUUCCUGGAGAACGGCAAAGUGGUCAUCACAGACUUCGCCCUGUUUAGCAUCAUGAGGCUAUCCAGAGAGAGCAGGCGACCUAAUGUGAUGGUCAUCCCAGAUGGUUGGCUGUGCUACCUAGCCCCGGAGCUCAUAAAAGCCCUGCGAGUGGAUGCCAGUGGGAGUUCUGACAGCGAGUUGCCCUUCUCCACCUCAUCGGACAUCUACUCGUUUGGCACUAUUUGGUACGAGCUACUAGCUGGCUGCUUACCAUUUCACAAGGAGUUGGCAGAGUCCAUUAUCUGGCGGGUGGGAAAAGGCAUCAAGCAGCCCCUCGCACACCUCCAAGCGUCCAAAGAUGUCAAGGAUGUCCUAAUGAUGUGCUGGAAUUAUAACCCAGAGAAGCGACCGGAAUUCACCGACAUCAUCAAGACUCUAAACAGAUUACCCAAGAAAAGGGGUGGUCUGCACAGAAGCCCCUCCCACCCCUUACACCUGUCACGCUCUGCAGAAUCCGUCUUAUAGUGUCACUACUUUCUCUGGAGGGUAGUUUGUGACUGCAGAAAACUGGAAACCAUAAAAUGGAAAUGCAUUUGUAAUGGGUAAUGCCUGAAAUUGGUGUGAAAAAAAUGGGAGAGAAUUUCUAAUUCCUUAUAUAUGUCUGUGUAAACUUAAAAUCUGUGUCCAUCUUGGUCUUGUUCCCGUAAGUCACUGUGGUGAUUGCUUAAAUGCUAGUUUAACUACUUAUUGGCACGAGUCUAUCAGGGUUCUAGUGCACUGUUCUUUGCCGCAUUUGUUUCAUUGUCACACAUAUGCCUAUCAAUUCUGCCUAUCAAUUCU